AUGCAUCUUCUCUUUGUGUUAUAUACAUCUUUAAUUAUAACUGCUCAAGCUGAUAAUCCAUUAAAAAAGCUGUUUGGUAAAGAUAAAAAAUCCAAUGUUACUACGACUGAUUCAUCAAUUGUCGUUAAAAUAUUUUCAAAUUUUGCUGAAAUUGUUCGUAAAAUAAGCUCCAGUGAACUACCCGUAGAAUUUUCGGAUGAAGAAUGGAAUGAACUUCGAGCUGAUACGAUUACAUUGUAUGGUCCAUCGAUUGACGUCACUUCACAAACUAUAAGUGAAAAGAAAAAAUCAAUGAAUGGUGAAAAAAUUUAUGUACGCCGCUCAAAUGGUGAUAAAAUUGAUGUUGUGGAAGCUGUAAUGAUCGAUGAAAAGAAAAAUCUUGUUCAAGAUACAUCGAAAAAGCGAUAUUUUACUGUUGGAAGUGAUCAAAUAGAACAUAUUUCAACACCACCUACUAAUAAACAUGUCGUUUCAUUUACAUAUAAACCAAAGCCACUUGUAAGUGAUCAACAAUGGUAUCUAACAUAUUUAAGAUCAAAUCUUAACUGGAAAACGAGAUAUAAUCUCUUGCUAGAUGAACAAAAAUCUCAGCUGAUUUCGCUGGCGGAUAUUCGAAACGAUGGUGAAAAAUCCCUGACUAUUGAAUCAGCUGAACUAUUCGGUGGUGAUAUUAAUAUUCAAGUAAGGCCUUCGAGACACGACCAUUGGGCAUAUGCCAAUCACUAUCCUAGAUUGGGGAGGGUAGAUACAGAUUUGGGAGAUACUCGAGCAAAAAUAUCAUCGGCACCAACUAUCAGCCGUCCCGAGGAGCUCGCAGGACUGUAUGUAUAUAAUAUUGACAAACCAUUUACAAUUGAAUCGAAGACAAACUAUAUUUUACCUAUGGCAAAACCAACGAUUAAAGUUGAUAGGUUUUGUUCAAUUGCAAAAUCAUUUCACGCCACUAAUAAUCGUGGUAAAGCUCAACGAUCGUAUCGUUUACAUAGUGAUCAAUUUUUGACAAAAGGCAAUGCAAUUAUUCGUGAAUCUGAUCAUCUUGUCGGUGAAGCUAAUUGGCCCGAUAUUGCUGCUAAUGAUGACUACGAUUUUUCGAUUGGUGAAGAUCCUGAUGUUACGUAUAAAGAAAAUGUUACUCGUCUUUCAUCUAAAAUAUUGGAUGAAUCUGCAGCUAAACGUCUAUCGGGUAAACAAUAUUAUGUCGGUUUAAUUGUUACACAAUCAUUGUAUGAAAUUAACUUACAAUUGAAAAAUUUUAAAAAGCGACCAAUCAAACUUGAAUAUACUCAGCGUUUUCAUGGAUCGAAACAAUUUACCGUGCAAGAGAAAGGUGCAUUUACACAAGAGGGAAACGAAAUUCAUGGACACUUUACAUUGCCAGCAAACAAAGAAAAAGAUUACAAAUAUAAAGUUGAAGUUACCAAUUAG
Molecule: messenger RNA, 1425 nt
Organism: Didymodactylos carnosus
Lineage: Eukaryota; Metazoa; Rotifera; Eurotatoria; Philodinida; Philodinidae
Source: the annotation of a GenBank genome assembly